This is a messenger RNA of Saccostrea cuccullata (small rock oyster), 2844 nucleotides long. Its product is annotated as chitin synthase chs-2-like. NCBI's taxonomy places the organism in Eukaryota, Metazoa, Mollusca, Bivalvia, Ostreida, Ostreidae. The transcript is spliced from 14 exons. Gene Ontology annotation, molecular function: chitin synthase activity. The record is from RefSeq and is a predicted model, not a curated record. Gene Ontology annotation, cellular component: cell septum; cell periphery. Bases 1 to 2844 code for a protein of 947 amino acids.
AUGGCGUCAAUAGAAGAAGAAACAGAAGUGAAAGAAACGAUCGAGACUGACAUUUCCGACCUGACUGUUAAAACAGAGUCAAUAAUAGAUCGAUCUAAGAAAGAAAAGAAAUCACAAGGACCAUCUAGAAUUGUUAUUAUCAUAUUGGCAGCAUUAGAAUCAGUUGGGUUGUCUUUAGUGAUAUUCAAGGCCUUGAACACAGGACAGGGAGCUUCAGGGGUCACUACGAUGGAAAUUGGAAUCUUUCUCCCUAUUUUUUACUUUAUAAAGAAGAACAAUCUUCAUAUCAAACUCUUCCGUGGCCUUUCUGUGAUGGCUGUUUUAUUUGCUAUCGCUGGUGCUUCCUUUGACAUACUAUUACAUGUUAAAUAUGCGGCAGAUACGUGGUCUCUUUGCGGAUAUUUGCUUGUUUAUUUGUCAUGGUUUCCAUAUUUGAAUAGAAAUUUAUUUCCCCGAGUAAUGACCAAAGUUCAGGCUCCUCCUAAUAUAAAUAUUCAAACGUCGUCUCCCAUCUCUAUCAAUCGAACACAUUCAUCGGCUUCUCUGCCAGGUGUUUCAUCGGCUUCAAACUUAACAUCUUACAAUUCGACAGCUAAUACAUCUGGGAUUAGCAGUCAUCUUUGUGAUAAGACUUCACCAUGGAAAGUAUUGUUUAUAUCUGCAUUUAUAAAAAUAGUCUUCACUUUAGCUUCUAGUGCUCUUCUAAUUAAGUUUGCUAUGGACGACUUCAGUUUUGAUAACGGUUGGACACAGGGUUGGAACUGGAACACAUCAGAUGACGUUUUUGUUCUAUUUAUAGUCCACACCACCACUAGUAUUGUUGGAUACGCAAUAGCAGUGUUUGCUUGUCACACCUGCAUGGACCGUGGGUCCUUCGUAAUACCUCUGAUAUUAUCCUCUCCUAUUGCGUAUAUCAUACUUGCUGUUGCAAGAUCAUGUGAGUGGAUUCGGGACUUUUCGGGUCAUUCCCCAGAUUUCUGUGUUAAGGAUAGUUCACUAAUUUACAGCCUGAUAGCGAUGUUGUGUUUUUGUAUUGCAAUUUCUCUAACGUUUGGUCGACUGUUGUGGAAUGUCCAGAAUAUUGUACUACAAAAGGAGAUACAGUUGUUUUGGCACCCAACAUAUAACAGUGUAAUGUUGGAACAAUGGUUACUGCUCAACCGAAAACUCAACGAUGACAUGGAAGAGGAAUCAAACCAGAUAAACAGAAACACAGAGAAAACGAGGGUUUACAUAUGCACAACCAUGUAUCGUGAGAGUCGUUAUGAAAUGCAACAGUUGCUGGAGUCUAUCCGGAAUAUAAGUCAGGCCACAUCAGACAAAUCGCAGAUCCACUUUGAAUCUCACGUGUUUCUAGACGGGGCCAUCAAAGGGGAGGAGAUGACGGAUUACGCACUACAGCUACUCAGCCUUUUAAAGGACGCACUAAAUAUUGAUGACCUUAAAACCUGCACGAAGACUUCGACACCUUACGGAUUAAAGUUUGGCUGGAAACUACCGGGGCCAUCGAAAAUGACUUUCAUUAUUCAUAUGAAAGAUCCGAAGAAAGUGAAAAAGAAGAAACGCUGGAGUCAGAUUAUGUACAUGUCAUAUGUCCUGGAUUUUCUUCGUAAGCAACACCUGGACGGAGAGAGUAAUUGUACAGUGAGCGAGUCCGACUGUUACAUUCUUACAACGGAUGCUGACGUCAAGUUUACUCCGGAAUCGGUCGAGGCGCUGCUUGACUUCAUGAAACGGGACUCUUCUGUUGGAGCCGUGUGCGCGCGCACCUACCCAAUAGGAAAGGGUCCGCUUGUUUGGUAUCAAAAAUUUGAGUAUGCUAUUGGACACUGGUUUCAAAAGGCCGCUGAACAUGUUCUCGGCUCCGUUCUUUGUGCCCCGGGCUGUUUCAGUGUUUAUCGCUGCUCUGCCAUUAAGAGUAUCCUCCCCAAUUAUGCCUCUGAUGUUGAGAGAGCCUUUGAGUUCCUCAUCAAAGACAUGGGAGAGGAUCGCUGGUUGUGCACGCUCAUGGUACAGAGUGGUUGGCGAAUCGAGUACUGCGCAGCCUCAAAGAAUGAAACCUACUGUCCUGAUGAGUUUGAGGAGUUUUAUAAACAGAGGAGGAGGUGGAUCGCUUCUACAUUGGCUAAUAUCAUCUCUCUGAUCGAGGAGUGGAAUCUGAUUCGAUCCCUCAACCAUCGCGUGCCAUUUCUCUUCUGUAUAUAUCAGAUGUUUCUCCUCGUAUCCACAGUUAUUGGUCCAAGUACUGUAAUAAUCAUAGUAGCAGGUGGCUUGAAUUACGCUUGGAAUGUUGACUUGAUCUUGGCAGUGGUACUACAAAUCGUUGUCUGUGUGAUUUAUGCCUUAAUCUGUCUGUACAAGAAGGAAAAGUGGCAAAUGCAGUUUGGUAAAGUCAUCACUUUCCUGUACGCGGUUGUCAUGACAGCAGUGGUAGUGGGGAUUGCAGAGCAGGUGGCAGAGGAUCUUAUAAGUCUUAACGACAAGGUGAAGGUCGAAACCAAAGACGGCAAAACCGUUACCAUACAACCGACUGUUGGUCCAGGAGCCAUUAGUGAUGAUGUCCCGGUGUCCGUUGUGACCUUGUAUCUUGGUCUUUUAAUCGCCAUAUUCCUGGUCAGUGGAGCGUUUCAUCCAACAGAAAUCGCAUGUCUCCUACAUGGAUUCACGUAUCUUCUUUGUUUACCAUCCGGGUACCUGGUAUUGAACAUUUACAGUGUCGUUAACAUCACGGACCGUUCCUGGGAGAAUCGAACCCAGGACACCUGUCAGUCUUAUGACAGGUGCACCAAUACACUACCCAAAGCACUACAAAUGGUAGCUAAAGUGCAAGGAUAUACCAAAUAA